Molecule: messenger RNA, 1497 nt
Organism: Adineta ricciae
Lineage: Eukaryota; Metazoa; Rotifera; Eurotatoria; Adinetida; Adinetidae
Source: the annotation of a GenBank genome assembly
AUGACGAAGUGGACGAUUUCACUCAUGGUUGCUUUCUGUGUUCAAACUAUACAUGGAUCUGAUUCUCUGAUGAAUGUUCAUCUUCAAAAUUGGACGAAUCCAUGUCAAUCCAAUCCAUGUCGAGCUGGAAAAUGUGAACUCAUUUCCAAAUCGGAAUUCACUUGUCAUUGUAGUUCUUAUGUUCACGGUCGAUUUUGUGAGAAAUUGAAUUAUGCUCAACAAGCCUGUGAAAGUAAUCCAUGCUAUAAUCGAGGUCUAUGUUCGCCAGUUCUUGCGAAAGAAUCUCCAACAAAUAGCACUUUCAUGUGUUUAUGUCCACCCGAAUACGCUGGAGUGUCUUGCGAAGAAAAUCUCGGCGAAUGUGCUUGUCAGAAUAAUGGAACUUGUUAUAAUACGUCGAAUAAUGGUUACAAAUGUUCGUGUCCGCCGAUGUUCAACGGUUCAUUUUGUGAAUAUGAUUAUCGAAAUGACACAUUUUGUAGUUUAUCACCAUGCAAAAACAACGGCACGUGUAUAUUAAUCGAACCUCCGGCUGGAAUUUGUUUAUGUCAACCGGGAUAUGUUGGAGAUUUGUGCGAAAAGCGUGUUCCGUUCUGUGAAGAAAAUCCAUGUCGAAAUAACGGUACAUGUGUGCCAUUAGAUGGUGUUGAUGGGCAAUGCCUUUGUGCACCUGGUUAUUCAGGUCGGCUGUGCGAGCAUACACAAAAGACGUUUUGUUCACUUGAACUUUGCCGAAAUGGUUCAACAUGCGUUGUAUUGAAUCAAACAGGUGAUGGAUUUUGUUUAUGUCCACCUGAUUAUGCUGGACCGUACUGUGAAUACAUAACACCUGCAGCAUGCAAGAAAUAUUGUCAUACAAAUCAAGGCAAGUGUGCAUUAAUUGAUAACAAAUACGGACGAUGCGUAUGUCCAAAAGAUGUAACAGGAGUUUAUUGUGAUAUUCCAUUACAUCCGUGUGCAUCGAAUCCUUGUCAAAACAAUGGAAUAUGUGUUCAUGAAGUCGUCAGUCAAACUUAUAAAUGUCUCUGCACAUAUGGCUACUCAGGUAUUGAGUGUUCUGAAAAUUUACAUCAAUCAUUUUGUUCAUCGAAUCCUUGUAUGAACAAUGGAACAUGUCUUCAAUCGCCGACAACCGCCGAUGGACUCUGUCGAUGUGAAGAAGGGUUCUCUGGUAAAUUUUGUCAAGAAGUUAUCAAGUGUGGCGAAGAGCAAUGUCAAUAUCCGGAAGAAAUCUGUCUAGCAGACAGUUGUGUGAAUGUCACAGGCGAACUCUAUUGUUUAUUACACGAAUGUCAACACGGUGGCAAAUGCGAUCCAAUCAAGCGGCAAUGCCAAUGUGAGAAGGGUUUUGCUGGUAUAAACUGUGAAUUGAAUAGUUUAAUUUGUGAUGAUAAGAACAAUAUUUGUCAAAACAAUGGAACAUGUCUAACGAUCGAGAAUCGUUGUGCUUGUAUGAAUAGUUUUUCAGGUGCAUAUUGCGAAAUUUUAAUAGAAUAA